AUGGUGCAAAUUUGCUGUUUUGUGGUCCACAAGAGGUGCCAUGAAUUUGUUACUUUUUCUUGUCCGGGUGCGGAUAAGGGACCCGACACUGAUGACCCCAGGAGCAAGCACAAGUUCAAAAUCCACACUUACGGAAGCCCCACCUUCUGCGAUCACUGUGGGUCCCUGCUGUAUGGACUUAUCCACCAAGGGAUGAAAUGUGACACCUGCGAUAUGAACGUUCACAAGCAAUGCGUCAUCAAUGUCCCCAGCCUCUGCGGAAUGGAUCACACAGAGAAGAGAGGGCGGAUUUACCUAAAGGCUGAGGUUGCUGAUGAAAAGCUCCAUGUCACAGUACGAGAUGCAAAAAAUCUAAUCCCUAUGGAUCCAAACGGGCUUUCAGAUCCUUAUGUGAAGCUGAAACUUAUUCCUGAUCCCAAGAAUGAAAGCAAACAAAAAACCAAAACCAUCCGCUCCACACUAAAUCCCCAGUGGAAUGAGUCCUUUACAUUCAAAUUGAAACCUUCAGACAAAGACCGACGACUGUCUGUAGAAAUCUGGGACUGGGAUCGAACAACAAGGAAUGACUUCAUGGGAUCCCUUUCCUUUGGGGUUUCGGAGCUAAUGAAGAUGCCAGCCAGUGGAUGGUACAAGUUGCUUAACCAAGAAGAAGGUGAGUACUACAAUGUACCCAUUCCAGAAGGGGACGAAGAAGGAAACAUGGAACUCAGGCAGAAAUUCGAGAAAGCCAAGCUUGGCCCUGCUGGCAACAAAGUCAUCAGUCCCUCUGAAGACAGGAAACAACCUUCCAACAACCUGGACCGAGUGAAACUCACCGACUUCAAUUUCCUCAUGGUGCUGGGGAAGGGGAGUUUUGGAAAGGUGAUGCUUGCCGACAGGAAGGGCACAGAAGAACUGUAUGCAAUCAAAAUCCUGAAGAAGGAUGUGGUGAUUCAGGAUGACGACGUGGAGUGCACCAUGGUAGAAAAACGAGUCUUGGCCCUGCUUGACAAACCCCCGUUCUUGACGCAGCUGCACUCCUGCUUCCAGACAGUGGAUCGGCUGUACUUCGUCAUGGAAUAUGUCAACGGUGGGGACCUCAUGUACCACAUUCAGCAAGUAGGAAAAUUUAAGGAACCACAAGCAGUAUUCUAUGCGGCAGAGAUUUCCAUCGGAUUGUUCUUUCUUCAUAAAAGAGGAAUCAUUUAUAGGGAUCUGAAGUUAGAUAACGUCAUGUUGGAUUCAGAAGGACAUAUCAAAAUUGCUGACUUUGGGAUGUGCAAGGAACACAUGAUGGAUGGAGUCACGACCAGGACCUUCUGUGGGACUCCAGAUUACAUCGCCCCAGAGAUUAUCGCUUAUCAGCCAUAUGGAAAAUCUGUGGACUGGUGGGCCUAUGGCGUCCUGUUGUAUGAAAUGCUUGCCGGGCAGCCUCCAUUUGAUGGUGAAGAUGAGGACGAGCUAUUUCAGUCUAUCAUGGAGCACAACGUUUCCUAUCCAAAAUCCUUGUCCAAGGAGGCUGUUUCCAUCUGCAAAGGACUGAUGACCAAACACCCAGCCAAGCGGCUGGGCUGCGGGCCUGAGGGGGAGAGGGACGUGAGAGAACAUGGUUUCUUCCGGAGGAUCGACUGGGAAAAACUGGAGAACAGGGAGAUCCAGCCACCGUUCAAGCCCAAAGUGUGCGGCAAAGGAGCAGAAAACUUUGACAAGUUCUUCACACGAGGGCAGCCCGUCUUAACACCGCCUGAUCAGCUGGUUAUUGCUAACAUAGACCAGUCUGAUUUUGAAGGGUUCUCGUAUGUCAACCCCCAGUUUGUGCACCCCAUCUUACAGAGUGCAGUAUGAAACUCACCAGCGAGAACAAAUGCCUCCCCAGCCCCCAGCCCUCCCCACGGUGGGAAGUGAUCCUUAACCCUAAAAUUUUAAGGCCACGGCCUUGUGUCUGAUUCCAUAUGGAGGCCUGAAAAUUGUAGGGUUAUUAGUCCAAAUGUGAUUAACUGUUCAGGGUCUGUCUCUUACAACCAAGAACUUUAUCUUAGUGGAAGAUGGUACGUCAUGCACAGUGUCCAGUUUAAUUCUGUAGAAGUUACGUCUGCCUCUAGGUUAACCCUUCCUAGAAAGCAAACAGACUGUUGCCCCAUUUUGGGUACAAUUUGAUAUACUUUCCAUACCCUCCAUCUGUGGAUUUUUCACCAUCGGAAUCCCCCAACCAGAGAUGUUAAAGUGAGCCUACCCCAGCCCAGGGGGCUGGAAACAUCUCCACCCAAGACGUCUUGGAAUCCAAGAGCAGGAAGCCAAGAGAGCGAGCAGGGAGGGACUGGGGGUGGGGGAGGCCUCAAAGUACCCUCUACGUCCGUUCUCUGCCUCCAUGGAAACAGCCCCUAGAAUCUGAAAGGCCAGGAUGAACCUAAUCACUGUUCCCAAACAUUGACAAAUCCUAACCCAACCAUAGUCCAGCAGUUACCAGUUUAAACAAAAAAAACCUCAGAUGAGUGUUGGGUGAAUCUGUCAUCUGGUACCCUCCUUGGCUGAUAACUGUCUUGAUACUUUCAUUCUUUGUAAGAGGCCAAAUCGUCUAAGGACGUUGCUGAACAAGCAUGUGAAAUCAUUUCAGAUCAAGGAUAAGCCAGUGUGUAUGUACGUUCAUUUUAAUCUCUGAGAGAUUAUUUUUCAAUCCAGGGUGCCAUCAGUAAUCAUGCCACUACUCACCAGUGUUGUUCGCCAACAGCCACCCCACACACACCAAUAUUUUGCUGCCUACCUUGUUAUCCUUCUCAAGAAGCUGAAGUGUACGCCCUCUCCCCUUUUGUACUUAUUUAUUUAAUAGGCUGCAGUGUCGUUUAUGAAAGUACGAUGUACAGUAACUUACUGGAAGUGUUGAAUCUAGCAUCAGCCCCUGCUGAUUGAUUUUCCUCCCUUCUCCAGCCCUGGAUGUCCACUUAGGGAUAAAAAUAAUACGGUUUUGAUUCCCAUUUCUAGUACACCUGGAGCUGUAGAAUCAGGAAACCCGGAUGCCUAACAGUUCAAAGAUGUUUUAUUGCUAGAAGGAUUUUACUAUGUUUUGCAAAUGCAUCAUGCAAUGAAUUUUGCAUGUUUAUAAUAAACCUUAAUAACAAGUGAAUCUA
Mandrillus leucophaeus (drill) is the source of this 3104-nucleotide messenger RNA. RefSeq names its product protein kinase C, alpha (gene PRKCA). The transcript has 16 exons. Gene Ontology annotation, molecular function: ATP binding; diacylglycerol-dependent serine/threonine kinase activity; zinc ion binding. The coding region runs from base 1 to 1824 and encodes 607 amino acids. Gene Ontology annotation, biological process: protein phosphorylation. Lineage: Eukaryota; Metazoa; Chordata; Mammalia; Primates; Cercopithecidae. The record is from RefSeq and is a predicted model, not a curated record.